Messenger RNA from Seminavis robusta, 1422 nucleotides. The record is from the annotation of a GenBank genome assembly. Lineage: Eukaryota; Bacillariophyta; Bacillariophyceae; Naviculales; Naviculaceae.
AUGGUUGACCAGUCAUGGUUGCGAUCUUUCCUUGCUGACGGGUGCUGCUGAUCACAUCUUUAUCCCAGCCUGAGAACUGGACUGCCUUUACGAACAGCCAUUUUGAACGCUGAUCACCCUGACAUGGAAAACGAAAACAAAACAGAACGGCAAAAGAAAGAAAGGCCAUGGAUGCAACGACGGCGACAGGAGUUCGAAGAGCGCUGCCGAACGUCAGAUCGUCAAACCGAACGGUGGACUCGCCACCAGUUUGAUUGGGACUUGGACCUCCAAGGGCACAGCCGCAGGAGAGGUCCUUUAGAAGAAUGCCGAUAUACAGUGACAGUUUGUUGGGAACUCUGCCGUCGCGGCCGCGCCCAGCCUCAACACCAAUCUAAUACUUUCUCCCUUAUGACAUCAAUGUUGUCGCCCGAGUUGUGCCGACGCAUUGUGUCCGAGGCUUAUCCCCUUCGGCCCAAAAUUCAGUCCGGAUUGUACGUGGGUACCAAUGGUGACUUCUAUUACCUUUUGUAUGUUUUCGGUCCUAAUUCCAGUCGUGCCAAGUUGAUCUGGAGGUUGUUUCAUCAUAACUUUGACGUGGAUGUGUGGACGCCCGGAUACAAAAAUUAUGGGGCGUCUUGGUGGUCCAAGAUACACACAAACGUCAUGCGCUUCGUAAAAGAAGAAGAAGCAUCCAAUCCCGGUAACUAUGAUCGUGCCAUUGCCAGAUCCGUCGACCGACAGGGCGACCAAUGGCGAGAACGGCGACAUUACGGUGAAUCCACAAGAAGGAACAAUACGAUGGGUGCGUGAUGAUGUGGAUGCAGCAAUAGCGAGGCGAUCUGUGUGGGGAUGGCAUCACGGAAGAUCCGAGUGGGUCAUUCGGUACCGUGGCAUGGUGGAUUUGUUCUCCCUCCUCCGACUCCUCCUCCUCCUGCAACAACAAGUGCAGUUUCAGGUCUGUGCAACUAACCAAUUACUGCUACCGUGAAAUCCCUCCGGUUGCCGUAUGCUGAUGAGCUGAACUCCCACAUGUCAGUCAUGGUUGACCAGUCAUGGUUGCGCUACGCUUCAAAGUGGGGGCCACGUAUAUCUCCUCCUCUUCUGCACUAUCCGUUGCCGAAUCCACCACUUGGUCUUUAAAUGUGCUAAUCUGUUUCGGCACUGGUAUACUAGCAGGACUUUCCUUUCGUGGACGUGGCUUGCCAUGUAGCACUCGAUCGUUCUUCAUCUCGUCGGUUUCACUGAGGACGAAACCGGCUGUUUUCUUCAAAAGCUCUUUGGCGCUGCUUUCGAGUGGCCAUAGAUUGUAGUACCGGAAAGCUUCCAUAAAGCUCUCCGUAGAUUGUGAUCCACAGAUCCGUAGACUGAAUGACUUGCGUUAGGAUGGAAGAAGGGCUCAAUGAACACAAGACCAGCAGACAAAGACUUUCACUCACCGUG